Molecule: messenger RNA, 3282 nt
Organism: Sclerotinia sclerotiorum 1980 UF-70
Lineage: Eukaryota; Fungi; Ascomycota; Leotiomycetes; Helotiales; Sclerotiniaceae
Exons: 4
Coding region: 1-3282 (1093 amino acids)
Biological process (GO): DNA integration
Molecular function (GO): nucleic acid binding
Source: RefSeq, a predicted model, not a curated record
AUGACAACUCAGAAAUCCCCAACCCCUAUCGGGAAACUCGAUAUCGAUCUAUGUCAGAAGAAAAAGAGAAACUUUGAAUUCCCAUGUACUAUAGAAAAAAACGGGAUAACCAUCUCUGCUUUCUUUUUACCUGACACUGGAGCAAGCGGUAAAAUUUACGUGAAUAAAAAACUCGCCUUUGAUAUCGCUGAAAGAACAAACCUCCCCCUCGAACCUAUUAAACCUCGUAUUGUCUAUGGUUAUAAUCAACAAAAGGCUAAUCCUAUCACUCAACGUUUGAAAACAACCCUCACCAUCGGUCAUCGCAAGUUCCCUAAUGUUUAUCUAUAUGUUAUAGAAGAAUUAGCUUGUGAUCUCAUCAUUGGAAGAGAGUGGUUAGCACAACAAAAGGUAUUGUUGGACGUAGCCAGAUCGAAGAUCCUAUGGCCCGGAGAACUCAUGAAUUCAUUGGAUAAGGAACCAUCACGAUCGAUGAAAGGACCAACGCCCGAAGGAACUACACCUCAUCGGAUAGCAUUGAUCAAUGCUAUCGGAUACCGAAUGAACACCCGGAACCGGAAGAAUCAAUGCUUUACAGCCACAAGUUGGGAAAUCGAUCAGAUCCUAUACCAAAGGGAGCACUCUGUAGAAGAUCGCCCAGAAGAAACGGAACUGGAAACGCUGCAACGAACUAUCCCUAAAGAAUAUCAUGAUCUCAUUGAUCUCUUCUCCAAGAAAAAGGCAAAUGCUCUACCCCCUCAUCGGAAUAGCGACCAUAAAAUUAGAUUGACACAACCCAACAACUUGACAUUGUCUCCAUUAUAUCGACAAACGACCCAGGAAUUACAAGCUUUAAAGAAGUUCAUCGAUGAAAACUUGAAUCGGGGAUGGAUCGCUCCUAGUAACGCUUCGUUUGCUGCACCUAUCCUCUUCGUCAAAAAGGCUAAUGGGGAUCUGAGGUUAUGUGUAGACUAUCGGAAAUUAAACGAAAUCUCAGCUAAAGAUGGCUAUCCGCUUCCAAGGAUUGACGAGAUCCUCUCACAAAUGUCCAAAGCCAAAAUCUUCACGAAACUCGAUCUACGCGCUGCCUUCAAUGCUAUUCGAAUGCAUCCCGAUUCAGAGGAACUCACUGCGUUCCAAACUUGCUUUGGACAAUUCAAAUCGCUAGUUUUGCCUUUCGGAUUGUCAGGAGGACCCGGGACUUAUCAACGGUUCAUCAAUAAUCUUUUGAUGGAGAACCUGGGAAACUUCUGUACCGCGUACCUGGAUGAUAUCAUUAUCUACUCUACAGAUCCAUCAGAACAUACUGCCCAAGUCAGAUGGGUAUUAACCAAAUUGAAAGAGGCCGGCCUGUCUGUGGACAUCAAAAAAUGCGAUUUCUCGGUGUCACGAAUCAAGUAUUUGGGAUUCUAUGUAUCGACAAAAGGCUUGGAAGUUGACCCUGAAAAGAUCAAAGAUAUACUGACCUGGAAAAGGCCUACGACAGUCAAAGGAGUACGAGGUUUCCUAGGAUUUUGUGGUUUCUAUCGCAAAUUUAUCAAAAACUAUGGACGAAUCGCACGCCCUCUAGAUAAGCUCACGCAGAAGGGACGAAUCUUCGAUUGGGAUCCGGACUGCCAGAAAGCCUUCGAAACACUGCGACAAGCUGUAACAGAAGCUCCGGUCCUGCAUUACUUUCAUCCAGACCGCCUCACUAAGGUAGAGACGGACUCUUCCGACGGGGUGACAGGUGGCAUUCUCUCCCAAUUGGAUCCGGCGACAAAGGAAUGGCAUCCGUUGGCGUUCUUCUCUAAGACUAUGAAUCCCGCAGAAUGUAAUUACGAGAUCCAUGAUAAAGAAAUGCUGGCUAUCCUGCAAGCAUUUCAGCAGUGGCGAGUGGAGCUCCAAAGCGUUGAAAAUCCCGUCCAGGUCUAUUCUGAUCAUCAAUCUCUGGAGAUCUUUAUGCGAACUAAAAAGUUGACAGCACGCCAAGCACGAUGGGCAGAAUACCUUUCUCAAUUCAACUUCCAAUUGGAAUAUCGUACUGGAAAAGCAAAUGGACAAGCUGACGCCCUAACCCGGCGCGACAGCGAUAUACAGAGCCAAAAAGAGCGGAUGGAGGCCAAUCGCCUCGGUACUCUCCUAAAGCCAACGAUGCUCUCCCCCGAAGUGCGAGCAGAAGUAUUAGCGCCUCUUGUGGAAGAUAUCGAUCCUGGCCUAGGACAGAUGCUACAGGUUUUGCAGGCUAAUCGUACUGCAACAGAACUAGGAGAACAACGCACCUUGGCACGAACAGAAGCGAACGGGAAAUGGACGUUGGUUGAUGGCUUAUUGCUUCGAUCUGGUAAGCUAGUAGUACCAAACGCUAUGGUUGUUGAUAGACCAUUACGAACACUCUUGAUCAAAGAAGCUCAUGAACAAGUUUCUAUGGGACACCCUGGUAUUCGUAAAACGACAGAACUAUUGAUACAACGGUAUUAUUGGAAAGGAUUGCCUCAGGAUGUUGAAAGAUAUAUUCACAAUUGUAGCAUAUGCCGACGUGCUCAUAUACCCCGUGACAAGACUCCCGGCUUGCUUCAACCGCUCCCUGUCCCUGAAAGACCCUGGCAGCAUCUAACGAUGGAUUUCAAGAGCUUUCCGAAGUCAAAAAACGGUCACAAUGCAAUCCUGGUAUUCAUGUGUCGAUUGAGCAAGAAAUCGACAACCAUUCCGUGCUUCCAAACUGCAGAUGCUAGAGAUCUCGCUCGAAUGUUUUUAGAACGAAUUUACUCUUAUUACGGACCACCUGAUAGUAUCGUUUCAGAUCGCGGCCCACAAUUCGUGUCGGACUUUUGGAUGGAGUUGAUUUCGAUGUCGGGGAUAUGGUAUAUUCGCAAACUUGGAGACCAGAUGAGCGGCCCCUAUAGGAUCCUAGAGAGACGCGGAAACGCAUUCAAGCUAGAAUUGCCUGCAGAGAUCAAAGUACACCCGUACUUUAAUCCUGAGAAGCUCCGCAAAGCCGCAGAAGAUCCUUUGCCUGGACAAGUUCACGCACCACCUAUACCUGAAGAGAUCGAUGGCAACUUGGAAUGGGAAGUCGAAAAAAUACUUUCAGUCCGCAAAGUUUACGGACUGCUCCGCUACAGGGUUAAAUGGCGUGGUUUCGAUACCGACAUCGAUGAAUACUCACCUACCGAUCUUAAAAACUCACCGCUAGCACUAAAAGCUUUUCACAACGAGUACCCUGACUUACCCGGGCCACCGAAGAAUCUUAAUUACUGGUUAGAAUGUGCAUUGGAAGAUAAGGUUCCGGAAGAUCGAUUGGACGACAACGAGGAGAACUAG